UCUGCCUCUGCCGCCGAUUCCACUAUUCUGCCCCUGCGAGACACCGGACCCCCAGACGCGGAGGGGAAUCAGCCCCAUCACUAUUGGCCUUUCGCCACUAGUGACCUCUACAAUUGGAAAGCUCAGAAUCCUAAGUUUUCCGAGAAACCGGCAGGGCUUAUUGAUUUAUUAGACUCUGUUCUUUUUACCCAUCAGCUCACGUGGGACGAUUGCCAGCAGCUUUUGCAGGUCCUGUUCACGACUGAGGAAAGAGAAUGAAUCCUCAAUGGGGCCCGACAACUAGUUCCGGGCGCAGACGGGAAUCCCACCACCAACCAGGCUCAGAUAGAUGCCUCCUUCCCCUUAACUCGGCCCCAGUGGGAUUUCAACACGGCAGAAGGGUCUGGUAUACUGUACUAGAUUUAAAGGACGCCUUCUUCAGUCUGCCGCUGGCACCCCAGAGCCAACCCUUGUUCGCCUUCGAGUGGCAUGAUCUGGAGGAGGGCUACAGUGGGCAACUCAGCUGGACACGGCUACCUCAGGGAAUCAAAAAUUCACCCACCAUCUUUGACGAGGCACUACACGAGGACCUGGGUGAGUACAGAAGGGAGCACCCUGGCCUCACCUACAGUACAUAGAUGACAUCCUGAUUGCUGCCGACAUAGCCAAAGACUGUGAGCGAGGGACCCAGGACCUGCUGGCUACCCUGGGGGCCUUAGGGUACCGGGCAUCCUCGAAGAAGGCUCAGAUAUGCAGGGAGAGGGUAAGUUACCUGGGAUACAUCCUGGAGGGCAGACAGGGGCAGUUAUCAGAUGCCAGAAAAAAAACUGUCCUAAAGCUCCCUACUCCCACCUCCCAAAGAGAAGUAAGGGAAUUCCUAGGAUCAGCUGGCUACUGCCGCCUCUGGGUUCCAGGUUUUGCUGAGAUCGCCAGGCCCCUAUAUGAAGCUACCAAAGAGGGGAAAACAUUUAAAUGGGCUGAAAAAGAAGAAACUGCCUUUAAUCAGUUAAAUAAGGCCCUCCUAAGUGCCCUAGCCCUGGGCCUACCAGACAUUAUGAAGCCCUUCCCCCUCUUUGUAGACAAACACAAGGGAAUAGAAAAAGGGGUUCUAACUCAAGCCUUAGGCCCCUGGAACUGCCCGGUGGCUUACCUGUCCAAGAAACUAGACCCAGUGGCUGCCGGCUGGCCGCCACGCCUAAGAAUUAUUGCAGCGACAGCACUCCUAGUCAAGAACACAGACAAACUGACCCUAGGACAGGAGAUCUGGAUCACGACCCCACACGCCAUUGAAGGGGUCCUGAAACAGCCUCCUGAUAGAUGGAUGAGCAACACACAUGUGACUCAUUACCAGAGCCUCCUACUCAACCCUCCACGAGUGCGAUUCCACCCCAGUGCAGUCCUCAAUCCUGCAAUCCUGCUGCCCGACCCUGACCUAGGUGCUCCACUACAUGACUGUGCGGGAAUCCUGGAACAAGUACAUAGAUUCUGGACAGACCUGACCGACCAGCCCCUCCCCGAUGCCGAGGCUACUUGGUUCACUGAUGGCAGCAGCUUUGUGCGAGACGGACACAGGAGGAGUUACAGCGGAUCAAGAAAUUCCCCAUGGCCCAGGAGAUAAAGGGAUGGUGGUAUACACCUAACAAGGAGCUCGUGCUGCCAGACCGGCUCGGAGUCUCAAUAUUAGAGCACAUGCAUCGGUCUACUCACAUGGGGGCCCGAAAAUUAAAAGACUUAAUCCGACAUGCCAGAAUCAAGAUUCACCAACAGGACACCAAAAUAGAGCAAGUUGUAUCUGCCUGCAAGACCUGCUAACUCACCAACGUGAGAGCCACAUCAAAUAAAAAAGGAACCAGGCUCAGAGGCACCAGACCGGGAGCCCAAUGGGAAGUCGACUUCACUGAAGUCAAACCAGGAAAGUAUGGUUAUAAAUAUCUUUUAGUAUUUACAGACACCUUCUCUGGCUGGGUGGAGGCAUACCCAACCAAGCAUGAAAUGGCUCAGACAGUGGCUAAGAAGCUACUAGAAGACAUCUUACCCAGGUAUGGUUUUCCUGCCAUGAUAGGAUCAGACAAUGGACCAGCUUUUAUCUCGCAGGUAAUGCAGGCAGUAGCCAAGGGAGUGGGGGCCCCAGAGCUCAAUACAGGUAGAAAGAAUGAAUAGAACCCUAAAAGAGACCCUUAACAAAUUAACCAUGGAGACUGGCAGGGACUGGGUGACUCUCCUACUGUAUGCCCUUUACCGGGUUAGGAACACUCCUUACACCUUGGGCUUUACUCCCCAUGAGAUCAUGUUUGGCAGGCCACCCCCUAUUAUUCCCAACCUUCGAGCUGAACUUCUUGCUGAGUUUAAAGAUCAAGAACUUUUUCUUUCCUUGAGAGGGCUCCAGAGGGUGCACGAGGACAUUUGGCCGCGCCUCCGUGCCAUCUACGAGGCUGGCCCGACCCCGACACCUCAUCAGUACAGGCCGGGAGACUGGAUCUACAUCAAGAGGCACCACCGAGAGACCCUCGAGCCAUGCUGGAAGGGACCCUACAUCGUUGUGCUGACAACCCCCACCGCUGUCAAAUUGACGGCAUCACGACCUGGGUCCAUCACACCCACGUUCGGCCAGCGGACCCCUCCUCAAUCCGGAAGGCCUUUGUCACACGAUGGGCCAUCAGUCGGGACCAACACAACCCGCUCAAGCUCAAGCUACAGAGCAUUCGACCCACCUAAUAUUGGUAACUCUGUUAACUCUGCUUGUCAUUGCUCAUGCUGCUGGGAGUCCCCACGCCCCCCAAAACAUCACCUGGCAGAUCACAGACACCAGCUCGGGGACAAUACUUAAUCAGACCUCCCAGAGCCACCCCAGGGACACUUGGUUCCCAGAGCUUUGUGUAAACCUCCAAACUCUGUUCCCCUUGUCACCAUAAAUGCAGCCGGUCCCAUGGUUGGGUCCGUAAGCUACAUGACAAGGGGGGAAUGAAAGGGCGGACCUACGUUGGCCAACUCCCAUCUUGUUCUGUGUCCUCCACCUUGACCACACCUCCUCCCCUUGAGUAACCUCCCACUCACCCGUUCAAACUUCCCAAACAGGACUCUGACCCUUCCCCAGCCAAUCGGCCGAGGCCACGACCCUUCCCCAGCCAAUCGGCUGAGGCCACAGCCAUUACCUCACCAACUGCCCCUAGACCCCAAUAAAACCUUUGUGCUUUUGAAACUCGCUCUCUCCGGUAUCUCACCGCUGUGUCGGUGCAGGUAGGGGAUUGAGCUCGAGCUAGCUCGAAUAAAGGCUCUUUUGCUUUUGCAAAA
This is a messenger RNA of Neofelis nebulosa (Clouded leopard), 3270 nucleotides long. RefSeq lists its product as uncharacterized. Gene Ontology annotation, molecular function: nucleic acid binding. The transcript is spliced from 2 exons. The record is from RefSeq and is a predicted model, not a curated record. NCBI's taxonomy places the organism in Eukaryota, Metazoa, Chordata, Mammalia, Carnivora, Felidae. Bases 2132 to 2806 code for a protein of 224 amino acids.